AUGAUUGCUUCUUCUCGCCAAUUCAUCCCUUCUCUUCGCACUGUUGUCACUCGUCGCACCUUUGCUUCAGCUGCCAAAAGCCCUACUGACGUAGUUAUUGCCAGUGCUGUCAGAACCCCUGUCGGUUGCUUCAACGGCUCAUUAAAAUCUUUGCGUGCUAUUGAGCUCGGUGGUAUUGCUGCCAAGUCUGCCAUCGAGAGAGCUGGUAUCAAGCCUGAAGAUGUUGAAGAAGCCUACUUUGGUAACGUUCUUCAAGCCAACUUGGGUCAAUCUCCUGCUCGUCAAGCUAUCUUGAAUGCUGGUUGCCCUGAAACUACCGAGGCCACCACUAUCAACAAGGUCUGCGCUUCCGGUAUGAAGGCUGUCAUGUUGGCUGCUCAAACUAUCAAGGCUGGCGACCGCAAUGUCAUGGUUGCUGGUGGUAUGGAAAGCAUGUCGAAUGCUCCUUAUUAUGCCCCUCGUGGUGCUGCUUACGGUCACCAACAACUCAGUGAUGCCAUCAUCAAGGAUGGUCUUUGGGAUGCCUACAACAACAUUCACAUGGGUAGCUGCGCCGAGAAUACUGCUGCCAACUACAACAUUACUAGAGAAGAUCAAGACAAUCAUGCCAUUGAAUCAUACAAGCGUGCUGCCAAGGCCUGGGAAAAUGGUGCAUUUGAUGCUGAAAUUGCUCCUGUUACCAUCAAGAGCAAGAAGGGAGAGACUGUCAUCAAGGUUGAUGAGGAAUACAAGAAUGUCAAGUUUGACAAGAUCACCAGCUUGCGUGCUGUCUUUAAGAAGGACGGUACCGUUACUGCUGCUAAUGCCAGUACCUUGAAUGACGGUGCCUCUGCUUUGGUCUUGAUGUCUCGUGCCAAGGCUGAGGAACUCGGUGUCAAGCCUUUGGCCCGCAUUGUGUCUUACGCUGAUGCCGCUACUGCCCCUAUUGAUUUCACCAUUGCACCUGCCAAGGCCCUCCCUGUUGCUCUUGAGAAGGCUGGUUUGACUGUUGACGAUAUCAGCAAGUUUGAAUUGAACGAGGCUUUCAGUGUGGUUGCUCGUGUCAAUGAGCAACUCAUGAAACUUGACCCUAGCAAGGUCAAUGUCAAUGGUGGUGCUGUUGCCCUUGGUCAUCCCAUUGGUUCAUCUGGUUCUCGUAUCAUUGUGACAUUGACCCAUCUCUUGAAGUCUGGUGAAUUCGGUGCUGCUGCUGUUUGUAACGGCGGUGGUGCUGCUUCCUCCAUUGUCAUUCAAAGAGAAUAA
Messenger RNA from Mucor velutinosus, 1242 nucleotides. RefSeq names its product methionine adenosyltransferase sam2 (gene SAM2). Lineage: Eukaryota; Fungi; Mucoromycota; Mucoromycetes; Mucorales; Mucoraceae. The coding region runs from base 1 to 1242 and encodes 413 amino acids. Gene Ontology annotation, molecular function: acetyl-CoA C-acetyltransferase activity. The transcript has 6 exons. Gene Ontology annotation, biological process: fatty acid beta-oxidation. Gene Ontology annotation, cellular component: mitochondrion. The record is from RefSeq and is a predicted model, not a curated record.